GGAGCGCGUGGCUCUCCCGGAAAUCUGCCCGAGCCGAGGCGGAAACGGAGAGAAGGAGUUGUCGUGUGAAGGAGUUUUCUUGUGGAGGCUGCCGUCGCUUGGUGAGCUGGUGUGAAGGGCAGCCGUAAGGCCCCCAGGCCUCCCUUAUGGCGGUCCGAGCGUCCUUCGAGAACAACUGUGAGAUCGGUUGCUUUGCCAAACUUACCAACACCUACUGCCUGGUGGCCAUCGGAGGAUCAGAGAACUUCUACAGUGUGUUCGAGGGCGAGCUCGCAGAUACCAUCCCCGUGGUGCACGCGUCCAUCGCCGGCUGCCGCAUCAUCGGGCGCAUGUGUGUGGGGAACAGGCAUGGGCUCCUGGUGCCCAACAACACUACUGAUCAGGAGCUGCAACACAUUCGCAACUGCCUCCCAGACUCAGUGCAGAUCCGUCGGGUAGAGGAGCGGCUUUCAGCUUUGGGCAAUGUUACUACCUGCAAUGACUAUGUAGCCUUGGUCCACCCAGACCUGGAUAGGGAAACAGAAGAAAUCUUGGCUGAUGUGCUCAAGGUGGAAGUCUUCAGACAGACGGUGGCUGACCAGGUGCUAGUAGGAAGCUACUGUGUCUUUAGCAAUCAGGGAGGGCUGGUGCAUCCCAAGACUUCAAUUGAAGACCAAGAUGAGCUGUCUUCUCUUCUUCAGGUCCCCCUUGUGGCAGGCACCGUGAACCGCGGCAGUGAGGUGAUAGCUGCUGGGAUGGUGGUAAACGACUGGUGUGCCUUCUGUGGCCUGGAUACAACCAGCACGGAGCUGUCGGUAGUGGAGAGUGUUUUCAAACUGAAUGAAGCCCAGCCUAGCACCAUCGCCACUAGCAUGCGGGAUUCCCUCAUUGACAGCCUCACCUGAGUCAUCCUCCAUGCUGUUCCAUGGGCUUCGGCCUCUGGACUUUGGCUCCCUCUCACACCUCACCUAGUCUGUACUGGAUGCUGGCAAGGUGUGGCAGGGAGCUCACCGGAACUGAGUGGAUGGGCACCCAGCUCCCUCACUUGUGCCAUCUCCUGAAUCUGUUGUUACUCUAAAAACCUGCAAUGUCAUGCUGAUUGUUAAUGCUGGUUGGCUCCUGGAUGAGGGUUCUGCUGUCCUGUGCCACCCCAUUAAAGGGCAGCUGCCUCUCUGGUCCUU
Molecule: messenger RNA, 1160 nt
Organism: Urocitellus parryii (Arctic ground squirrel)
Lineage: Eukaryota; Metazoa; Chordata; Mammalia; Rodentia; Sciuridae
Gene: Eif6
Product: eukaryotic translation initiation factor 6
Biological process (GO): cytosolic ribosome assembly
Molecular function (GO): ribosome binding
Source: RefSeq, a predicted model, not a curated record